Messenger RNA from Eurytemora carolleeae, 7282 nucleotides. RefSeq lists its product as uncharacterized. The coding region runs from base 246 to 7160 and encodes 2304 amino acids. Gene Ontology annotation, molecular function: protein binding; NAD+ poly-ADP-ribosyltransferase activity. NCBI's taxonomy places the organism in Eukaryota, Metazoa, Arthropoda, Copepoda, Calanoida, Temoridae. The record is from RefSeq and is a predicted model, not a curated record. The transcript is spliced from 9 exons.
CAUGAAAGCUGCAUGAAUGGUGAAAUAUCAUGCUUAAUCCUGCCUUACUCCGGGUAUAUAAACUGAGUACAGGGUUGGUAUUCAGACCUUGUGUAUAUCAGGACCUCGAUAACCUAGGAUACCAGGAUAUAUAUAUUAUAGUAAAGUGUGAAAGUGUAGAUUCAAUAUUAGACCUAGUGGAUAGAGAGAGAGGAUUAAACUCGGGUGCUUGUCUCGUCAUGAAUACAUAAGGUAGUGAUUUUAGUAUGGGGAGUGUGACUGCUAGGAAGGGUAGUUAUCUUAGCGUGGUUGGACAGGAUGAGGAUGGGACGGAUCAGGUUUGGGUUUGUGUCUCCAGGCAACAUCUGAACAAGGGAACCAACUCCAUCUUGGUAGAAUGGUUGGAACAGGUUGAGGUUGGAGUGUAUAUAAGAUCAGGCCAGGUUGACCGGAUCCAGGCUUACUGUAUCCUCUCCAGGCUUAGACUACUAUCUCAGGGUAGAGGAGAUACUGGAGAAAUCAGAUACCUACUUCCUGCAAACCAGCUGGAGAAAGCUGAGAGAUGUCUUCGAAGUAGAGGAGAAGAAGAUGAAGAAGAUAAAGAAGAAGAAGAAGAAGAAGAAGAAAAAAAGAUGGACGUCGAAUCGAAACCAAAAUCAAGAAAACGAAAACAUGAUCAUGAGAGAAAUAGAACAAAAAGCCCGAAAAAGAAAGAGAAAGUGACAAAAUCCACGAAAGAGAAAAAGAACAAGGUUAAAAAGAAGGAAAAGAAGGAGAAGAAAGAAAAAGUUCCCAAAGCUAAGAAACCCAAAAUUGACAAAACGAAUCCUAACUGGAAGCUCAAACCAAACCUUAGUAUCAAGGUCUGGGAGAAGGAACCUCUAUGUGAGGGUGUUGAAGAGAUUCCCUUUGUCUCCAGCACUGCCCAGAGUAGACUAGUCAUCCGAGCCGUCCUCACCAACAAUCUGAACCUUCUCCGGGCCUGUGUAUCCGACUAUACUCAGAUAAACUCCCUUCACACCCAUAGAUCCCUCGCCUCCGAUAUGACAGGAUUCAGGUAUGCUUUGAAGAACCAAAAUCUUGAGUUCCUCAAGAUAUUCCUGAAAGCGGAAACCGACAAGAAACUAAGAUGUAAAAAGGAACUCUGUAUCCUUCCGACUCAUGGAACAGGAACCUAUAAUUACAGAUCCCUUGGUAUCCGGAAUAUAAGGAAGGUAAACCUAAGCCGUGGGUCAAGAGAAGGCAACAAUGCGUUCACGAAAGACCUGAAUAUUCAGGGGCAGGCAACCCUCUCUGCUAAUGAUAUGAUGAGAUGGAACCUUGGGAUAAAGUUCAUCUGCAACCUUAUUCUGAUCAGCAACAAGAGGAUCGACAAGUACUCGUUCAUCUCUAACGUGUACGAAGCGGUCAGAAAUGGGCACAGAGAGUUGGCAGCCCACUUUAUAUCCCAAGAAGUGGAGAUGAACGGAAAUCAAUUCUCAAAGUUUUUCGUGGAUUCUCUCCUUGGUUCUGGGGACCCCUGGAACACUACGGUUCGUGAAGUGUCUGCUCGGAAGAAGGCUGGACAUGAGAACCGUCAAAUCACUCCGCUCCACACUGCCUGUAUCAACCCGGAUACAGGACCACUAGAGGCUCUUUACCAGACCUGUCCGGAUUUAUUUCUUACAGAUGCCGAUCAGUGGAAACCGAUUCAUUACGCUUCUGCUUCAGCUACAACAGGAGCGCUAGAUUUUUUGGAGAAGAAAGGUGCGAACCUAGAGGAUCCGGCUAAGGAUGGUUUAACCCCUCUCAUGGUGGCUUGUAAGGCUGGUAGGCCAGGUUCGGUCAGGUUUCUUCUUGACAAACUCUGUACAGAGUUGGAGGACGAGGAAUCUUACUCCGUGAAGAAGUUUGGUAGGGGCAGAAUAAACAAACCAGGGCGGGAUAGCUGGUCUCCAAUCCAUCUUGCAGUUUCAGAGGGACACCUAGAGACAGUUGAGGUUCUUCUGAAGUAUGGAGCAGAUGCAAACCGUCCCUUGAACACAAGGUACGACAAGAUGACCCCUCUAAUGCUGGCAGCUGCUAACGGUGACCUGGAAAUGGUUAAACUACUGGUUAGUAAGGCACUGAUUGAGAAAAAGGACAGGUUUCAUCGAACCGCUCUCACACAUGGAAUUCUGAACGGAGCAGCUCAUGUUGUAUCCUUCCUCCUAUCACUAGGAGCGGAUCCAAAUGGCAAGGACUCCUCACAAAACAGUAAUCUACACUAUGCCUGUGCAUACGGAUGGUGGUUCUGUAUGAAGGUUUUGAUUGAGUCUGGAGCAAAUGUAAACAGCGGAAACGAGUGGAAUCUUACACCACUCAGUGUUGCAUUUCUCAAGGGUAAUAAAGGUAUAGGAAAGCAUCUUGCAGAACUACCUGGAGUAAAUAUCGAGGUUAGGGAUGACAAGGGUCGGACAAUUCUUCUCAAUAUGCUGAAUGAUAAUGGAGAACAUUUCUCCAAUGAAAAGAUGAAGGAGGUGUUUGCAUUUAUAAAAGAGCACAAAGCGAACCCUGCAGCUGUGGAUAAUGAUGGAAACAACGCUCUCCACUAUAUCAUGUCUCACAAACUGAACUUCGACCCGAACGUGAAAUCUUUCAUGGCAAGAAUUCUCAAAAUGGUCAAUUUUUUCCUGGAUCAAGGUGUUACUCCGUAUCAGAGAAACAAGGAUGCUUUACUACCAAUCCAGGUUGGGUUUAGUAAUAAAUAUUCUCACGGUAGGGUUGGAUAUGAGGAGGAGAAGUCCAAACCACACUUUCAGGCCUUAUCCGUCCUUCUCACAGGGAUGAUGAAGAACAGGAAAUCUAUUACUGAUAAUCCGGAGACUUUAAUGCGAGAUCUCAUGAGAGAUUUUCUAACGCAAAUUGAAGUCAAGUUUGGAUCUCUUUAUCUGGAAACCUUUAAAGAGAUAAACAAACUGAUACUGGAGUUAGUUGAGGAGGGUGAGCUGAGUUCUAUUGGGUUCAUGGAUAAGGAGUAUGAAACCACUAAUGAAGAUCAAACUAUAUCCUACACAGUGUUCUCUAAGCUCUGUAAGAAAUAUCAAUCUGUAAAUAUUGAAACUGAGACGGAUUCAACCUUGAGCAUUGAUAAACGAGUUGACUGUUGGAAACCCUACCUGGAGAUUGUCAGAUUGUUUAUCAACACAUUCUCUCCAAGGUUUGAACUCAAGGUGGAGAAGGAUAAAAACUUCUUCGCUCUGCUUUCCUUUGCAAGAGCUCAAGAUAAAUUCCAAGGUUUCAACAUGAUCAUGAACAUGAAUCCAGAUGUCUCAGUCACAGAUAAAUCUUCAGGAAUGGAUGCACUGUACACCUUGAUAGAACGAGGAUAUACACCAGGAGUCAAGCUGUUGUUGAAGCAAGGAGCAAACCUGAAUAGGAUUAGAGUUCUAAAGAAAAAGAAAAAAGAAAUUAAAGAUACUCCACUUCUCUGGGCUCUGAACUUUAGUAAUCUUGAACUCAUCACAGCUUUAGUAGAGUCUGGAGCUAAGGUUUGUACCAAGGACCAAACUGGAGUAUCUGCUCUUCAUAAAGCUGUUCUAAACUGUGCUAAGAACAAAACCAAGAAUAAUCUGGAAAUUAUACGUCUUCUUCUCAAUAAUGGAGUUGAUGUCAAUGAAACCGAUGAUAAACUCCGAACCCCGAUGCAUGUAGCGGUUAACAGUGGAACAGCUGAUCCAGACUCAUCCCUAGACCUGGAGAUGCUUCUGUUACGACGAGGAGGUUCUCUAAGUGCUCAGGAUAUCCGCGGACGGAUCCCGCUGCAUUAUGCAUUUGUGAAGGCGGGUCAGCACAAGGACACAUUAAUGGCUGAUCCUAUCCAGAUCGUCAGCGCUCUUGUAGAAAGUUCUAAUCCUGAUCUUCUAAAUACCAAGGAUAACUUUGGAUGUACUCCCCUUCAUUAUGCUGCAGUACGUGGAGCCACCGUCUGCUCUUUACUACUCCUAGAGAAAGGUUCAAACCUGGAGUCUAAGGAUUUACAUAGACAAACCCCUCUGUGCUACGCAGUUCUAGGGAAACAUUAUAGUUGCUCUCUCAUCCUUAUACAGAAAGAUGCGAACCUUGAUGUAUUGGUUAAACCUGAUCUACUUCUAGAGAAACCUAAAAAAGUUGAUAAACAUCUUUGGAAGUUUUUACCAGAACAUUUUCCAAAAGAUAAUUCCAGAGAAAUGCAGUCCUUGUUCCAGCAAAUAGUUCUCAACGAAUGGCUUGGAAUAAUCUACGUGGUUUUGGCAAAGUUUGACAAGUUUGGAAUACCCUUUGUCACUGCUCUUGAGGUUUCAAUUCGUCUCCAAAAAUUUCAAUUUGCAAAAACUUUGAUCAGUAAACAAACUGAUUUUUCUAAAUUGCAUGGAGUUAUCUCUGAAGGAAGAAGCCUACUCUCUGCCCUGACCUAUGAGUCCUAUGGGUUGGAUCAGAGAAAGACGGAGAUAGCAGAAGAUGUGCUCAAUAUGCUAGUUGAAGCAGGGCUCCAAUGUGAUCUGGUUGAUGUCCAUGGUUGUACUCCAUUCCACUAUGCCUGUCUGAACAAGAACAGUACUCUCAUACAAAACUUGUUGCUGAGAAGUGAUGUCAUCAAGAGCAUAUUAAAUCUAUCCUGUCAGGCUAAAUCUGCUCUGGCGGCAUACUUCUGGAUUUCAAAAUCUUUCUCUGAUGAAGAUCUUAAAACUCUCCAAAAGCUGUUCGAAGCUGGGUUCAGUGUGAAUGAAAAGUUUCCUGUUCCGGCUCAAAGCUUUAUUUCUGGAGACUACACUUCAAAUCUGACACGAGAGAACUUUUGUUUCCAUAAAGGAUUGGAUAUUGUGCUCACUCCUCUCAUCCUGGCAAUAUCCAGGAGAGAUCUAUCACUGAUAAAGUAUCUUCUGAAGCAUGGAGCUGAUCCCAACCUUGAAGAUUCACAGGGAAACUCUAGUCUAGUGUAUGCUGUUAAAACUAAUGAUGUUGAGAUCAUUGAUGAGGUUCUAGCUUGGGUUGAUACUCAGGUAACAGGAAUAAACGUCCUACUUCACACUAUUGCUUUGGACCCGGAGAACCCUGAUUCUCCGAGUUUUGAUAACUUAAAGGUUUUUAAGAAACUGUUAAACAAACAUUAUACCUUGACUGCUAAUGAGGAGGAGGAACUUGCAAGAGCAGCGUUGAGAAAUGGAGCUUUAAACAUAUAUAAUUCAUUCCCUGCUAAUCUUAGGACCCAGAUCAGGAAAGAGUUAAAUCCUGUUCAGGAGAACGGAUCAGGAUUGAGCAAACUAUCCCAAGAUUACAACCAGGAUGCAAAGAUUAUGCUGCACAAACUCGAAUCAGAACUCAAACCAACUGAAAAGAAGGAGAAGGCAGUGCAAGCCGGUUGUAUUGUAUCGGAUGGAGAAAUCUACCAGGAUUAUCAAGUUCUACUCAACAAGGUUGAUGUCAGUGUUGGAGCCUGGAGUUUAUACAACUUCUAUAGAAUGCAGAUCUGGAAGGAUAACAACAAGGAUCUCUAUGUUCUGUUCACUAACUGGGGACGGAUUGCAAGCUACUCCUCCGGCCAAUUUCAAAAUACUCCCUACUCUAAACCUGAGGACGCAGUUGAAGAGUUUAAGAAGAUAUUUAAGUCCAAGACUGGCAAUGAUUGGGAAAAUGUGGAAAACUUUCAAAACCAGGCUAAAAAAUAUCGGCUGGUGAAAGUUGAACUGAUGGAGCGGAUUAAGAAGCCAGAGGUAAAGCUGAAUCUAAAAACCAACCUGCCUCUGCAGCUACCUCUUCCCUUGGCCCAUCUGCUCCACGACAUGUCAGAUUUUAACAUGCUUCGACAAGCUUUUUCUCAUGAAAUAGACGUUGACUCAAGCAGUAUUCCCUUUGGAAGGAUUGAUAGAGAAGUUGUUCAGAAAGCAAAAGAGUUGCUGGAGAAAAUGAAGUCCAAGGUUGAGAAAAGAGAAAAGAUUGAAGCGACCAAGUAUACUAAGGCCAACACCAACUUUGAAGAGUUAGGACGGAUAACUGAGGAGUUGUGUGAAAUGAGUUCUGAGUAUUAUCAUCUUGUUCCUAAGAAAGGAUUUGAGUAUGAAAAACUGUCUCCUAUAGAUAGUUUGAAUACUCUCCAUGAAGAGAUGCAAAGAAUGAAUUAUAUCCUGGAGUUUGAGUUCUCCGAGGCUCUCCUUUUAGGAGCUAUGUAUCGGAGAACUAAAACCCAUCCUCUGAAUUAUAUCUACAAGGGAUUAGGAGCCAGGAUUCAGCUCCUAGAGGAGUCUAGCAUUGAAUCCCAGUUGUUGAUGAAAUAUAUGUACAAAUCCAGAGGAGCGGCUCAGGUUCGGGUUCAAAGCAUCUUCAGCGUUGACUCUGAUAACUACCGGAGUAGCAUAAACCCAACCUCAACUUCACGGGUUCUACUCUGGCACGGAACUAAACGAGCCAACCUAGCGAGUAUUCUCCGCAACGGAUUAGCCAUUGAUCCUCCCUAUUCUAUCAGAACGGGACGGAUGUACGGAAACGGAGUAUAUCUGGCGGAUAUGUUUGAUAAAAGCAUAUCUUACUGUGACCAUGACGGAGAAAGCAAGGUUCUGCUCCUGGUCGAAGCUGACCUUGGUAAGAACAAAGUUCACAAUGCUGAACACUAUUAUGACUCGGAGCAGAGUGAUCAUAAGAAGUUUGAUUCUCUCCAUGUCGAAGGAUCUAAUGCUCCGGAUAAGAAAGGAGAGAUAAGUAGUUCAGACGGAGUAAGAAUCCCAACUGGAAAUAUCAUCAAGGUUCCAAUGCAGAAGACAAAGAACUCUUGGGGGCAUUGGGAUAAUCGUCCAAACAUGUCUGAGUAUAUUGUAUUUAACGAGAGUAAGGUUCGGAUUAGAUAUCUAUUUUGUGUCGGAACCAAGAGCAGAGAUAUCCACAAACUUUUAAAAACAUUCUCUGUAAAUACAGACGAAAUGGAGGUUGAUGAGGACAGACGAGAUGAGGAUAAGGAUGAGGAUGAGGAUGAAAGUAAAGUUGAUAAUGAGGAUGAAGAAGAAGAAGAAGAUGAGGAUCAGGAUGAGGAUGAGGAUGAAAGUAAAGUUGAUAAUGAGGAUGAGGAAGAAGAAGAAGAAGAUGAGGAUCGACCACUAAGAUUUCAAAACUUGUUUAACAGAACACCUGCAAAGAUGCCAUCAAAGACACCCGCAAAGGCUGCUGCAAAAAUGCUUUUUAAAAGAUUUUGAGAAAUUAAGUCUCUGAAUUCUUGUGAUUUUUUAACUCUGCUUGAAUAAUUUUAUCACUGUCAUCAAUUUUUGUUAUAAAAAUUUGCACUUUUAAUCGCUUGAAAUGAAUUAUUGUUGUUUUA